AUGGGGUUCAAAGGUCUCUGUUUGGGGCUGUUUUGUGUUUUCUUUGCCUUUCAUGUUUAUGUAUCUGUACCGGGCAACAUUGAAGAAUGCUGGAAAGUAAUGGCCUUGGAUGCAGUUACUAAAACUUGCAGUUUUGUGGCCACAUGUUUUGAAAAUAUAGGUAUUAUGAGAUAUGAAGAGUUUCUGUCUAUGAUAUUCAGGCUGGACUAUACUCAACUGCUUUCAGAUGAAUACAACACAGUGACUGAUACAGCACUUAGUGACAUUCCAGUACGUCUGUACCUGCCAAAGAGAAAGUCAGAAACCCCAAGACAAGCUGUAGUCUAUACUCACGGUGGUGCUUUUUGUUUUGGAAGUUUCAAGCAGACAGCUUAUGACCUCCUGAACAGAUGGACGGCACACACAUGUGAUGCUGUUGUUGUGGGAGUGGACUACAGACUAGCUCCUCAACACCGUUUUCCUGCUCUUGAAGAUAGCUUCGCUGCAGUCAAGAUUUUCCUUCAGGAUACAGUUCUUACAAAAUAUGAAGUGGAUCCCACCCGAAUCCGUAUUUCAGGAGACAGUUGUGGGGGCACUUUAGCAGCAGCAGUGACUCAACAGGUGCAGAAUGAUCUUGAAAUAAAGCAUAAAAUCAAGAUACAAGCUUUACUUUACCCGACCUUACAGGUAAUUGAUUCUUAUUUGCCGUCUCACCGAGAAAAUGAGCAUGGUAUAAUUCUGACCAGGAACGUAGCCGUGAAACUCGUAAGUUUAUAUCUCACCAAGGAUGAAACAUUUCCCCAGGCAAUGACAAGAAACCAAUAUAUGCCUCUGGAAUCAAGACAUCUCUUCAAGUUUGUCAACUGGAGUAAUCUCUUGCCUGAGAAGUAUAGAAAGGACCACGUUCAUAUGGAACAAGUUCUUGGAAAGUCUAGUUAUUCACUUUCGGCACUUAUGGAUAUGAGGGCAUCACCGUUGCUGGCCAAUGACUCCCAGUUACGGAAUUUGCCGUCGACCUGUAUUCUUACCUGUCAGUAUGAUCUCAUGAGAGAUGACGGACUUACGUAUGUUUCAAGACUUCAAAAUGCUGGAGUUCAAGUUGCUCAUGACCAUAUUGAGGAUGGAAUCCACGGAGCUUUAUCAUUCAUGACAUCACCACUGUAUUUAUGUCUAGGUCUCAGGAUAAGAGAUUGGUAUAUUGGUUGGCUGGGUAAGAAUUUAUAA
Diceros bicornis minor is the source of this 1203-nucleotide messenger RNA. RefSeq names its product arylacetamide deacetylase-like 2. The record is from RefSeq and is a predicted model, not a curated record. Lineage: Eukaryota; Metazoa; Chordata; Mammalia; Perissodactyla; Rhinocerotidae. Gene Ontology annotation, cellular component: membrane. Gene Ontology annotation, molecular function: carboxylic ester hydrolase activity.